Oncorhynchus kisutch (coho salmon) is the source of this 1942-nucleotide messenger RNA. Its product is annotated as organic solute transporter subunit alpha. The record is from RefSeq and is a predicted model, not a curated record. Lineage: Eukaryota; Metazoa; Chordata; Actinopteri; Salmoniformes; Salmonidae. Bases 401 to 1639 code for a protein of 412 amino acids. The transcript has 7 exons.
UUUAAAACAAUUUGUUACGUUAGUUUCACAACCGUGCUUGUUUAGAGCUCCCUCAUAAUCGGUUCAGAGACAACACAAGUUGACACAUUCCAGAGUGGACUUGGCUCCCCAUCUGUCGGCUUACCUUGGUUUAGUCAAUCAUUAAUCACUGCUAUCAGGAAAGCAUCGUUCAGACGACAGGACGCCAUCUCAACACGGAACUGACAAGACACUCGUCAAGUGUCCGUCCUCAGAAUAGAAAAACAAAGUCUCGUCCUUUAUUACAUCAAUCUUUCUAUACGAGGUCAGUUAGUUCAAAAGUAAUUGUCCCUCCCUAAAUUUGAGACCUACUCUAAAUUUUGUCCUAUUCAUAAUACGUCUAGGGUUUGUGGUGUUAGUGGGAACUGUGCUCGAUGAUAGGAUGAGGAGAGGAGUUAACUGUAGCUGGUUAGGAGCAGAGAUCCCACUGUCCUGGGAGUUCUUCCGUGUGAUCAAGGAUGAGCUAUGGCUGUUUCUCAUUCCUGCUGGGUUCGCUGUGGUCAUGCUGGCCCUGUUCCUAGAAGAGAUGGGCUUCUUCCUGCGUCACGUGCACUACUCCAGACGCCGGCACCUCUACCUGUGGAUACUGGGCAUGUACCCGGUCUUUGGCUUAACCUCAAUCAUUGCGCUGUAUGUUCCUCGCUCCUCCUCACUAUGUAGCUUCAUAGCUUCUCUGUACCACUCCUUUACUUUGCUAAAGUUUAUGGGGCUCAUCACAGACUUCUUUGGGGGUAAGGCCCGCAUGCUGGAGAUCUUAGCUGGAGAGCAGGUGUCUCCGGAUCCGUUCCCAUGUUGCUGCUGCUGUUGCCUCCCUAUGAUAGCCAUCAACAGGACCAGCCUGGGAUGGAUGAUGGCUGCUGUGCUGCAACUGUCUGUGGUCAGAACCAUCCUGUUCUUUGUCACUCUGGUCCUCUGGACAGAUGAGCAGUAUGACUAUGGAGAUGUGGAUUAUGCCAAUCCCAAUAUGUACAUGAAUGUCAUCCUAGGCGUGUCUACCUUCUUGUCCUUCUAUGGCCACCUGCUGUUUUACAAGGCCACCAAAAAGGCCUUGCCUGGCUACGGGCUGAGGGCCAAAUUUGUCUGUAUCAUUGUAGUGUUGGUGCUGUGUGGCCUUCAGAGUGGAAUCCUGGAGACCAUGGGGGCCCUGGAGGUGGUGCCCUGCACCCCUCCCUUCUCUGUCCUCAUGCGUUCCCAGCUAAUUUACCACUACUCUGUGAUUGUGGAGAUGUUCUGCAUAUGCCUCUUUGCCCGCCACACUUUCCGUAAAGUGGAGCCUAGUCUAGAGGAGGGCUUUGGGCUGGAGGAGAGGCCCCCCAGAGGCAUGCUGAUGGAGCAGGCGGUUCAGACUGAAGACGUGGUGCCACUCAGGGAGAACCCCUGGCCUUGCUGGGAAGGCGCCGGAGUCUCCAAUCCCGACUGUAUUAGGGACAGCAGUGAAGACAGCCUCUGUAAAGUCGAACACGCCCCUUUGGAUUGCUUCCCUUUCCCUCUUCAACCGAGACGUCAAGAGACAGUGAGGCCAGAAAACGUAACUGAUGAAAGUGGCACUUUGGAGUUGCCCAAACUGACUGUCACUGCUGACAUCAAUGUUGUAGAGUCUAGAAAUGUUACUGUUGUAUGACAACAUGGAAUGUACUGUCCUGGAAUCUCCUGGUGGGAAGACAACAUAGGGGUCACCUCCAGAAAAUGGAAGAAACACACCAUACCGCUUGAGGUACUACCUUAACCAGUUUGUUCCUUUUUGCGUAUAUUGACUGAGACUCUGGCUCAAUGCAUUCUAUCUAUUCCUUAGCUGAAUGAAGAUGGUAGCUACUGGUGUGAUAGGCUGUUUUUUCCUACCCAGAUUUUUUCCCCUACUUUUUAUACUCUACAUUUUGUUUUGCAAUGUUAUCUCAAAAAGCCAAUAAACUCAUUUUUAAAACGC